UCUUCAGCUCUGCCGCUUGGAUAUGAUGGCUGCCGCAGCUCUGUCCUGGUGUCUGGGCCUCUCCGUCAUCCUCCUGUGCCCGGCUACACCUUGGGCGUCUGCAGAGGUGAAGGACUGUCCCCAUCUUAAAUGCUUCUACAACUCAAGAGCCAAUGUCUCCUGCGUGUGGAGCCGGGAAGAGGCCCUUCAGGUCACCUCCUGCCACAUCCAAGCCAAGUCGAGCUUCCGGUCCUGGAAUAAAACCUGUGAGCUAUUUCCUGUGGGGCAGGGAUCCUGGGCCUGCAACCUGAUCCUUGGGAACCUAGAUUCCCAAUCACUGACUGCUGCAGAUUCUCUCAACAUAAGUGUGGUGUGCUGGGAAGGGAAGGGCUGGCGCAGGGUGAAGACCUGUAACUUCCGUCCCUUUGAGAACCUCCGCCUGAUGGCCCCUCAUUCACUCCAAGUUCUGCACAUUGAAACCCAGAGCUGCAACAUAAGCUGGGAGGUCUCUCAGGUCUCUCACUACAUUAAUAGACACUUGGAAUUUGAGGCCCGCACACGUUCCCUGGGCCAACGCUGGGAGGAUGCACCCCUGCUAAGCCUUACACAGAGACAGCAGUGGAUCAACCUGGAGACGCUUACCCCUGACACCUCAUACGAGCUCCAGGUGCGGGUCAGGGCCAAACGAGGUGACCGCAGGACCUGGAGCCCCUGGAGCCAGCCCCUGGCCUUUCGGACAAGACCAGCAGAUUCCAGGAAGGAGACCCUGGCCCUACCAUGGCUCAGACACCUUUUACUGAGCCUUGGGUGUGUUUUUGGCUUCUUGAGCUGUGUCUACGUUUUAGUCAAGUGCCAGUACCUCGGCCCGUGGCUGAAGACAGCUCUCAAAUGCCACGUCCCAGACCCCUCUGAGUUCUUCUCCCAGCUGAGCUCCCAGCACGGAGGAGACCUUCAGAAAUGGCUCUCCUCGCCCUUCCCCUCAUCCUCCUUCAGCCCUGCCGGCCCUGCCCCUGAGAUCUCUCCACUAGAGGUGCUGGAGGGAGACACCAAGGCCAAGCAGCUGCUCCUGCUACAGCAGGACACAGCCCCCUCACCCUCGCCCAGCGGCCACUCCCAGACCAGCUGCUUCACCAACCAAGGCUACUUCUUCUUCCACCUGCCCAACGCCUUAGAGAUCGAGUCCUGCCAAGUGUACUUCACUUACGACCCCUGCAUGGAAGAAGACGUGGAGGAGGAUGGGCCAGGGCGGCCCGAGGGAUCGUCCCUCCCUUCUCUGCUCCCUCUGGCUGGGGAAGAGGAUGACUACUGUGACUUCCCACCCAGAGAUGACCUGCUGCUCUUCUCCCCCAGCCUGAGCUCCCCCAACACUGCCUUUGGGGGAGUAGUAGCCCCGGAAGAGAAGCCUCCCCUCUCCCUGCAGGAAGGACUUCCCUCUCUCCCAUCUCCUGACCUGAUGGGCUUGCAGUGCCCUCCGGAGUUGGUGCAGGGAGGUGAUGGAGAGGAGCUGUCUGAUGGAAGCUCAGGGGAGCAAGCCAGUGUCCCUGAAGGUAGCCCUUGUGAGCAAGGUCAGGACACGGCCCUGGCCUCUGUGCUGCCUCCAAACACUGAUGCCUAUCUGUCUCUUCAAGAACUACAGGCCCAGGAUCCAGCCCACCUGGUGUAGACUAGGUUAGGUCAGGUUUGAAGGGGACCGGUUGAGGAAUGUUCCUGGUUAUCCGCACCCCAACACUUAGUCAUCCUCUUCUGAGCUCUACUUGCUGCUCUCUGGUCCAAGCAGGAUCUGGGGUGGGGAGGGGUGGUCAGCUCCCCCUCCCUCUCUAGUCAUGAGGUCACUAGCUUCCUGUACCUGCCUUACUCCUGCUCACCUUCACAGAGCAGCCAGAACCUGCUUCCCCAAACACAAAUGUGCCCCAUGCUCCUCUUCUGUCCUUGAGCUUGCCGUGGCUCCCUACCCCUCCGCACCCUUCCCUGUCCCAACUCUUGCCUCACCAGCACUGCUGGGGGGCAGCUGUCCUCGGGGUGUGGCGUGGCUGCUGCUGUCUUAAUCAGCUGCGUCUACCCAAACUAAGAGAGCCUGAUAAGACUGGUUGCAGCCUGUUGACUGUUGACAUUCUCUCAUAGAAGGAGGGGAUGGGAAGGGUCACCAAACUGUCACCAGAGAUUCCAGCCACUCUCCUGCCCGCCAUCUCCAGCUAUGUGUAAUUCCGCCCCUGGUGCAUGUGUUCUUGGAAGAUGCUGGCAUAUGCCUGGGGAUGGCGGGUAGAGGAUUGAUUGAAGUGAGGACUCCAUCUAUGUAGCUGUAGUGACAUCAUCACCUGCUCUGGGGUGGGAGUUUCUGUGAUGGAGUCCCCUAGGCUCCUGCAAGUAAGCCUCUAAGACUCAAAGGUUCACCAAGCUGGGCUUGUGGAUUCCUGCCUUUGAAACCAUAUAUGGGAGAAGUAGAUAUCCGUUCAUGUAUCCCCCUCAAUUCUCCCCCAAAAAAGCAUACUCAACAAGCAUUGUGUCAGCAUUGUGUCCUUUGUGUAAACCUCACAAGGAUCCCACGGGGUCCCCUGGAGUCCCCCUCUUGAGUGACACCCAUUCAGGCACUAUUUGUUAUGCCUCACCUAGGUGACAAAUGUCCCUCAUCUUCACCUGGAAGUCCUGUGCGGCUUCCCUAACGCAUUCACACUUCCCUGGUCCACACUAGAAGGAGCUGAUGGGGAUAGCGCCUGACCCAUCUUCCUUCUUUGGAGCUAUCUCUUGACCUCCCAAUGACAGGCUCAGCGUGAACACAGAUACCUACACAGCAGUGGCUGCUGUACCUUUCCACGCCCACCCCAUCAAUUCAUGAGGGAGCCUGCUGAGUCCCAGCAGCCCAGGCAGAGAUGGCAUGCCUAGGUGUACCAUCUCACCCUCAGAGGAGAGCAUUGCUCUCUAAGGCAGCUCCUCCAGCACAGGUCUCAGUGUCUGUCAAUGUUCCAGGGUUGGUGGCACCAUGGUGAUCAGAUCCUAUCUCCUAAGGGAAGCAGAAACCUAGACCUAGCUAAUGGAUGCCCUACCACAGUGCCUGCCUCAUGGUUCCUGCUCAUACUCAUUGGCUGUCUGGCCAGACCACAGGCCUACAAGCUGACUGGCAGCCUGAGCAUAGAAGGUCUGUCACAGAGGCUGGGCCUGAUCUAACCAAGCAAAUUAUCUCUCAGUCAGAUGUCCUGGGAGCUGGUGCUUGACACAAGGCCCCAAAGCUUAGCAAGAAGAGAUGAGCCAAUGCAGAGGGUGUUUGGGUCCCAUGCAAGAGUUUUCCUGCCUACCAGGGGUCAGAAGUCCUGCUUCCUUCUGUAUGAAAUCCCACACAUUCCCUCCUGCCACAGGAUGCUGUCUGUGGCCAUCCUCCUCUGUCUCAAUAAUGGAUUAGACCCAAACACCGCAUCCAUACUCUUGACUGUGUAUCCUGGGCAAAUGUAAAAAAAAAGGAAUUCUUUUGCCUUAGCUCCCAAACAGAAAUAGAACUUAUUUCCACUGUUUGAAGAGA
Molecule: messenger RNA, 3490 nt
Organism: Peromyscus californicus insignis
Lineage: Eukaryota; Metazoa; Chordata; Mammalia; Rodentia; Cricetidae
Gene: Il2rb
Product: interleukin 2 receptor subunit beta
Exons: 9
Coding region: 23-1642 (539 amino acids)
Biological process (GO): cytokine-mediated signaling pathway; immunoglobulin mediated immune response
Cellular component (GO): membrane; external side of plasma membrane
Molecular function (GO): protein binding; cytokine receptor activity
Source: RefSeq, a predicted model, not a curated record